CCUGUACUGUGAGGGUGAAGGAAGAUACAUUAUACCAUCAGCUAAAAGAUGUUGCUUCGGAGCAAGAUUGCGGUGGUUUCAGCUUUCAUAUGUAUUGCCGUCUCCGGCAUCCUAGCUCAAUCUCCUCCCACGUCUCCACCGUCCACACAGGCACCUCCGACGCCACCAACGCCCCAAACGCCUCCGGCCUCUACCCCACCGCCAACUACUACAGCGCCGCCAACUCCACCAGCCAACCAACCACCACCGGCCACAACUCCCCCUCCUACUUCUGCACCACCACCUGUAACGGCCUCCCCACCGCCUGCAGCAACUCCGCCGCCGGUUGCCACGCCACCUCCAGUAGCAACUCCUCCACCUGUUAGCUCUCCACCUCCAGCAUCGCCUCCUCCUGCAACUCCUCCACCAGCUUCUCCUCCACCGGCAACUCCACCUCCCGCAACUCCCCCUCCAGCAACUCCACCUCCAGCAACUUCACCUCCGGCUCCAUUAGCUUCUCCUCCUGCGUUGGUUCCCGCUGUGGCACCUACGACGAAGCCGCCAGCAUCAUCUCCACUAAAAAGCCCGCCUUCUCCACCGACCUUAGCCCCUGCGCCAAGCCUCGGUGCAUUGUCACCAGGACCAGCCGGAUCUGAUGUGAGUGGAGUAGGGAAGAUGUGGUCGGUGCAGAAAAUGAUGGGGAGCUUGGCCUUGGGAUGGGCUCUUCUCUUUGGUCUGCUACUCUAGACAUGUCUCUCUAUUGGUGUCUCCUGCGUUAUUAGUUCAUCCUUUUCUACAUAAUCAAUGGUUGCCUGCCACCAUUGUUGCUUGUUUACUAUGUGUACCUGAGAUUACAUCCAUGCGGGUUUUAUUCUUUGGGAGAUUUUUGAGGGGAUCAGUUUGUUUUGUAUGAAAUUUGUUGGUGGCCUUUUCCUCAUGAUUUCUUCUUCAUCAUUAUUAAUUACUAUAUAGCUAGCUUCACAUUCCAUUGGUUAC
This is a messenger RNA of Rubroshorea leprosula, 975 nucleotides long. The record is from the annotation of a GenBank genome assembly. NCBI's taxonomy places the organism in Eukaryota, Viridiplantae, Streptophyta, Magnoliopsida, Malvales, Dipterocarpaceae.